AUUGUUCGUUUAAAAAUGUUUAUAUUAAUCUCUGAAUAUUGUGGUUCUAUUUAUUUUUUGGAAUCUUAAUGGGAACUCGAGCGGAUGAUUGAACAGAAUUUCAAUAUACGUUGGUUUACAAAUUAUUCAUCCGCGAAUGAAUAUUUUUAUCGGGAAUGAAAAUUGCUCAAACGCUUGUAUGGUUAAUGCGAUAGAUUUUCUCUUAUCGUCGUUGCUGUCCGCAUAUCGGGUUGUGUGGACAAAUUAUUUCAACAGGCGGCGGAUGAUUAAUUUUAUCAUCCACUUCUUCCGUUAUGUCAUUGUUAUUCGUGUCAAGUAACAAUCGUAUCAUCGAAUAAAACUCAACUUUAUUUUUCGAGAGAUUUUUCAAGAAAUUUUCUUAAAUAAUCGCUUACAAAAUUACCAAAAUCAAGAAUAAUUAAUGCCGCGUAAUUAGAUGGUAUACCUGGUCUCCUUGAUAUUAUAUUAUUCAUCAUCUUUAUGAAAGGAAAUGUCGUCAUCAUCGCUUCUACUCUGUGCCCGAGAUUGAGACCCUUACCAGCUACACCGACCAACGUCUUCCUGGGUGGUUUGGCAACGGCCGACCUUUUGCUUAUAAUUUUCUGCAUUCCUGUAAAGGUAGCCAAGCUGUUCUCUUACACGUGGACAAUGGGUCUGUUCCUAUGCAAGUCGGUGCAUUAUAUGCAGAGCGUAUCGGCUAUUUGCUCGGUCGUCACGUUAACCGCGAUGUCGGUCGAAAGGUACUACGCGAUUGUUCAUCCGAUGAGAGCACAAUACACGUGUACGAUAAGCCAAGCCCGUAAAAUAGUGAUUAUAACUUGGGUGGCAUCGUUCCUUCUUGGUAUUCCAAUGAUUUUCACCCAGACACACAUGGAGGUGGGAAUGAGGGUGAUCGCUUACUGGUGCGUCCGCGAUUCAGAUGCGGGUCUUUUAUGGCGUGCACACGAGGUUUACAUGCUCGUGUUGGUUUUGGUGUUUCCUCUCUCGGUCAUGGCGUUUUGUUACACAGCUAUUUGCUGGGAGAUCUGGCAAGUUAUGAAACGCCGAUAUCACAUGACAUCACGACACGCAUUAAGCCAGCACAAUACCGAUACCGAAUCGAUACCCAUGACGCAGAGGCAAAGUGCGCGAAACGGCGGUCGUCGUUAUCGAGAAGACGGACAGACGGAAGAAGAAUCUCGUACCAUGAAACAGGUAGUGAAGAUGCUGGUGGCUGUGGUGGUGUUGUUCGCCAUUUGUUGGGGUCCAAUUCUGGUAGACAACACCCUCACCGCCUAUGGUGUUUUACCAAGUAUGAAAUGGGGAAUGUACAAACAUCUUAACACCACGUUUCAGUUGAUGGCUUAUUUUAACAGUUGCAUAAAUCCGAUCAUUUACGGAUUUAUGUCGAAGCACUUCAGGGAGAGUUUCCUAUCCGCCGCUUGCGGUGGUUGGUGGAUCUGUUGUCCGAGAAGGGGGUACAAGGCUCCGGUGAAGAGGCACCCUAGCCUCAGCCAAACCAGGACGACCAGUGUCAGAUUGAUAUGGAUAAAUAUGUAUGAUACCCUGAGGCGAUGGACUUGAUUUUUUCGUCGUGCCCGGCCCACGUCGAGGCAGCUCUUUCACAGGUAGAGAAAUCCUAGUGACGAGAGUGCCGAGGGAGAAUCAGAGACGAACACCGCCUUGAGGGAAAGGGUGUGUUUUCUUUCUUUUUCACCCGAGAUUCCGACACGGAAGACGAGAUUUCUCCGCGACACUCGAGUCGAUUACCUUUAAGGACGUCUGUGUAAAUGGUGCUAAAGCCGUUUCUCGUGAAUCCCACGCGUCGUUAAGGUAUGCUUGAAAAUUGCGUCGACGAUCUCAGAGGACGGUUUGUAACGAAAUUUCCUAAUUCUCCCGUCGUUUCGUCAAUUCUCUGACCAACAUUACAGGUCGUCGAUGUUUAUAUAAACUCUUGCUUGAACCCAUGUGAAUUUGUAAUAUCUUCGAACAGCAGGAUACUGAUUGGUUUGAGAGAAUCAUUUUAUGCAAUGUGUUUACCGGUUUUCCGAAUGCGUAUGAACAGGUACGUCGUUGAGUGAGCGAACAAUUAUUCGUGAAAUCUGAACAUGUUUCACGUUGUUUUUUCAGGUAAUUUAAUAGAAAUUUCAUUGAUUUUAUGAGGUAGAUAUUUGAGUGCACGUAUGGGUGAAAAAAUUAAUAUUCGACACUGAAUAUCCAUUGUUCCUGUAUUUUCAAUUGCAAGGAGAAUAUCGAAUUGUAUGUGACACGUAAUACACGAUUUUAAUGAAAAAGGUUUCAUGAACGUGGACUCUGAUAUUAAACAUUUUAAAAUUAACACAAUAUUAAAAGAAAGAAAUUAUUGAUUAUCCUGAAACAAUUUGUGAAAUCUUUUUCACUCCAUGAAUUUGAAUAUCGUAGUAUAUCUUUUAGUAUCCAUAACAGUAUAUGGCUUUACUAGAUCGUUUCUUACUUUUUCAAUAUACAAAAUAAUAUUUUUUCAAUAUGAAAAAUAAGAAAUGAUACACGCUCUUUGAAUCUUUCCAAUUUCUGCUGAAAGAAAAUCUUUUCCAGUAUUGAUCGAUGUAAUUGAUUGUGAGACAUUUAUUUAUUUGUACAUACAGAUCCAAUAUUCCUCUAUUUUAGAGUAUUUUAAAUAAUCGACGCUUCAGAUCUUCGACAGUCUCGUAGUUCUAUUAUAAAACGUAUCUCAAUUAACAUUUAUCUUGAUAUCACGCUUCAAACCAGAUUAAUUCCAAGAUUAGAUGAAUAAUCGUGUAAUCGAGUUAAGUGUUAAUAGUUGUCCAACGAAAAUCUUGGAUGAUUUUCAUUAAAUGGGGAAAAGAAUCGCUAACCGACUGACAGAAAAACAUACGUAAUAUUUUACGUGAAACUGUACCCAUGAGACAAGGA
Molecule: messenger RNA, 2892 nt
Organism: Osmia lignaria (orchard mason bee)
Lineage: Eukaryota; Metazoa; Arthropoda; Insecta; Hymenoptera; Megachilidae
Source: RefSeq, a predicted model, not a curated record